AUGUUAAAUCAGUUCAUAAACAGCAAAACCGACGCCAAAAGUGGUCCAAACUUUUCACUCAAAGCGCUUACCAUUGGAUACAUACUCGCGAUCACCGCAUGCCUUACCGCCAGUGCCUCGACGGACCGGACGGGCGGUCAGCACCAGCAGCACCUGUACGCGAACGGCGCCGCCUUAUACCCGAUGUCGCCCGCGAUCGCCAGUCCCGACCACUGCUACCGGGCCUCCCGGUGUCGACCGCUCAACACCUCCCAGUGCCUCGACGUGACCCUCACCUACAAACACACGGCCAGCGCGUUCGAGGGGAACGGCAUCCUGGGUCCGGACGCCACCAUCGCGUGGGGCGACAACGCGCACGACAUACACGACUACCUGAGCCGCUGGAAAGGCCUCCGAUCGGUGCCCCAGUGCUGGAAAGCCUUACAGUCGGUGCUGUGCGCCAUCUUCUUCCCCCGUUGCGACGACAGCACCGGUAGGGUCUCCCUCCCCACGCACGACAUGUGUCGGCUCACCCGUCAGCCCUGUCGCCUCCUGGAGCAGCACCACCACUGGCCCCCAUGGCUCCGGUGCGAUAACGACACCCUAUUCCCCCACAAAUGCAAGAACGACUACACGGACCUCAAGUUCCAGACGGCGCCGGGAGUCGCGCCGGCGUCCAAGUGCUCGCUACCACUCGUCACCACCGAUGACACCAAUAUCUGGUACCCGGGUAUCGAGGGCUGUGCCCUCCAGUGCCAGAAUCCCGUGUACAGCGCGGAACAGCACCGGCGUGUGGGGGCGUUCAUCAAGUUUGGCGCCUGGAUGUCGUUGAUCUGCACGGGUGUAGCCGUACUCACGUUCAUCAUCGACUGGCACUCCAGCAACAGAUACCCGGCUGUUAUCAUCUUCUACCUGAACCUGUGUUUCAUGAUUGCGGACACGGGUUGGUUGGCGCAGUCGGUGCUCCAUAGCGGGCACCGGGAGAUCGUGUGCCGGCCCGACAACACGUCGAGGUAUGGCGAGCCGGGCAACUCACCCGACAAUCUCUACUGUUUGUCCACCUUUUUGUUGGUCUACUACUUCUCGAUGGCGGCGUUGGUGUGGUUCGUGAACCUGGCAUACGCGUGGGACCUGUCGUUCCAGGCGAACGGCGCCUCGCACCGGGAGUCCGUCAACGCUAAGGUGGCCUACUUUCACCUCACGGCCUGGAGUGUGCCCCUCAUGCUCACCAUCUCUAUACUAUUCGUCGGAGAGGUGGACGGCGACUCAUUGCGCGGCAUAUGCUUCGUAGGAGUGGUGAAGCCGACGAUGCGGGCGGUGUUCGUGUUGGCGCCGACAUCCGUGUCCCUCACCAUUGGCUGCUAUUAUAUGUUCAAAUCGAUGCUAACUCUCAUUAAAGUCAAACUCAUCACGAGAUCACAGACUACAGAGAAUCGCAAUAAAAGCAAAAAGAUUGAGCACAUGAUCAUCAGAAUAGGUUUGUUCGUAUUGUUCGCUAUGAUGGCAGUGAUAGUGACAUACGUGUCCCACAUCUACGAGUUCACGCAUUCAUCGCAAUGGAAGACAUCAUUAAAUGAUUACAUAAUAUGUACACUCAAUAUGACGGCAGCGCUGUAUCCGUACGACUCGAGCGCCGACACGUCCGGCGACAUGAGCGCCAUAUCUAUCGGUGCGGACGACUCGGUGCACUCAUGCAAACUCAUCGACCGGCCGAACCUACUCUACGUCUACGUACAACUGGUGGCCGUAUUCGGGGCGGGCGUAUGCGCCUCCUCGUGGGUGUGGACGGGGAACUCGUUGCGCGGGUGGCGUCGCUUCUGGCGCCGGCGGCUACGGCCCGACCACACGGACCCCAUACGCAUGAAAAGGGCCGAAAUGAUAAGCAAAGUGUUUGGGCGCCGGCAUCAGCUCUCGCAGGGCUGUUACUCGCCGUCGUUCCACUCGAUGCACUCGGAUCCGGUGGCCAUGAAUCUCAACAGCGCCGUCAGCCAAGACCUGUCGGCCACGUGGGCGGCAGCCCUUCCCAACUUCAUGUACAGACGGGGCGCCAUCGCCGGCACUCAGGACCCCCAGUCCCACCCGAACCACUACUUGCCUAACUUCGUGGGCACCCGGCACUCGUCCAACAGCGACGUGAGUCAGCAGCGCUCGUACGACUCGUACCGGCGCUCACUGGACAGCCAGUACUCGCUCGAGCAGUUGGAAAUGGUGGCGAUGGACAGACACCAGCGCCGCAAGACUCGGAAGGAGAGGGAGAAGAUGCUGAAGAAGUCGAACCCGUAUCACAACCACCGGCGCAGAGGCAGCGAUACGUCCGGUAGUGUCAUAUCGACGGCGCUGGCCGUCCGCGCCUUCCAAAAGGCGGCCAAAUCCGAGUGCAAGAGCACCAGUACUCGCGAUCUGAUGCAAUUGGAGGCCAACGCGGCGGCCACAGUCUUACCGCAACUCAUAGCCAACCCAUUCAUGACGCCUCCCAUGUGCUCGCCCUCGGCGUUCGCACUGCCGGCGCCCCCGCACUCGACCCUCUCAUAUAUGCCGCCCGCAGUCGUCCCCCAACGGCCCAAAACGAAGCUCACGAACAGUGCGCUCACGAACUUCACGUUCACUCACGGAAUGUCCGACCAGUCCUCGCAACUCACGAACCCAUUGCUGGAGAAACGCCGGCCCGACAGCUGUCUGCCCACCGGUGGCGGCGGCGGUCAUCGCAUUCACCACAAUCUCAGCACAGCUAACAGCGCGCUCACAGUACAGCAGCCGCUGAACACCACUCCCAACGGUACGGUGCAAACGGCGCCGGCCGUCAACUACGGGCUCACGUAUAUGAACAGCGGAAUGCCGUUUAUGCCGAACCCGCAGUCACUCAACUACUUCACGCAACCCAUGAACGCCUUUUACGGCAACCUAUUAGUCAAUAAUCAGACGCAACAGUCGUUCCCCAACUUCAUGGCGCCGGCGUUCGGACCCUCACCGCUGCCACCGCCUGGCCUACCCUAUCAGUACCCGCCGUACCCGCAAUACCCGCCCUUUCCCGGGCAACAGUGCGCCACCAUUCAAGACAUACAGGCGCUGAUGAGGGAACGGGAGGAGCACCUGGCGCUGUGUCGACCCCUGGAGAGCGCCAGCGAAAGCGAG
This is a messenger RNA of Oppiella nova, 3111 nucleotides long. The record is from the annotation of a GenBank genome assembly. NCBI's taxonomy places the organism in Eukaryota, Metazoa, Arthropoda, Arachnida, Sarcoptiformes, Oppiidae.